This is a messenger RNA of Myxocyprinus asiaticus (Chinese sucker), 2997 nucleotides long. RefSeq names its product mitogen-activated protein kinase 6-like. Gene Ontology annotation, biological process: cell surface receptor signaling pathway; intracellular signal transduction; protein phosphorylation. The transcript has 6 exons. NCBI's taxonomy places the organism in Eukaryota, Metazoa, Chordata, Actinopteri, Cypriniformes, Catostomidae. The record is from RefSeq and is a predicted model, not a curated record. Gene Ontology annotation, cellular component: nucleus; cytoplasm. Gene Ontology annotation, molecular function: ATP binding; MAP kinase activity. Bases 797 to 2968 code for a protein of 723 amino acids.
CAGUCAGUGGACAUAUUGGACAGCGUUUUGGACUUUCAGAUGGCUUUUGAACAGCUCUUAUGCGCUGAUGCAGCAGCAUCCUGCAGUCUUCUGAUGCAGUCCUCUGCUCGAAGCCAUAUGAAGAUACUCGGAUAAUUUAUAAUAAUUAUUAUGAUUAUUCUGCAAGCGAGAUGGGGAAUGCAGAGCAAUUAAUCGACCUAACUGCAGGUACCCUUGUGUAAAAUGGAGGAUAGUUUCGAUUGCGACUGUGGUGAGCUGGAGCCACCUGAUCAUUGAGAAGGAACUGUCUCACUGAGAACGGCCAUCCCUUCAGAUUUCCCCACAUCAGGUGCUUGGAACAGUAAAAAAGGAAAGAAAAAAAAUAUAGAAUUAUCAUCAUUUAUUUGGACCGUCUCAAAAUGCUGCUGCUCAGGGCCAGUCAUACACUGAAAUUUUCUGCACUGUGACGAUGGUUUUAUUGGUAGUUAGUUUAAUUAUAUCAGUUACGUUCAGAGAUUUUUGAUUGGCCUCCAAAUUCAUUAUAUUACGUCCCCAGUAAACGUUGAAAUAAAGAAGAAAAUCUCCCACAAAAUACGUAAAAAGCUGCUGAAGACAUUUUGGAUGAUGACAACAUAUCUAAGUUGCAUAUCUCAAUCAGUUCCCCUCAUCUUUUUGAAUACGCUGUGACAGCCGGAUCGGAUGCCGCUUGAGUGCUUAUUUCUUGUAAGUUAGGUUUCUCAACUAGCUAUAGUAUUUGCAAAUAAGAUCUGCUGCAUAUCAGUGAAAUCAGAAAUCCUUCCUGCCAAAUAUCGGAAGAAUGGCAGAGAAAUUCGAAAGCCUUAUGAACAUUCACGGCUUCGACCUGGGCCCGCGCUACAUGGAUUUGAAGCCGCUGGGCUAUGGCGGAACUGGCCUUGUGUUCUCUGCUGUCGACACCGAUUGUGACAAGAGGGUUGCCGUGAAAAAGAUCGUCUUGACCGACCCUCAAAGCAUCAAACAUGCGCUGCGUGAAAUCAAGAUCAUCCGCAGGCUCGACCACGACAACAUUGUGAAAGUUUUCGAAACGCUGGGGCCUAGCGGUCGGCCAUUGACAGAGGACGUUAGUUCCUUGACGGAGGUUAACUCGGUCUACAUCGUACAGGAGUACAUGGAAACCGACCUCUGUAAAGUAUUGGAACAGGGCUUGCUGUCUGAGGAUCACACGCGGCUUUUCAUGUACCAACUGCUGCGGGGACUCAAGUACAUCCAUUCGGCAAACGUGCUUCACCGCGACCUGAAGCCCGCCAACCUCUUUGUCAACACCGAGGACUUGGUACUGAAAAUCGGGGACUUUGGACUUGCCAGAAUUAUGGACCCCCACUAUUCCCAUAAGGGGCAUCUGUCCGAAGGCCUGGUCACUAAAUGGUAUCGUUCUCCUCGUCUGCUGCUUUCCCCUAACAACUACACCAAAGCCAUCGACAUGUGGGCCGCUGGGUGCAUCUUUGCUGAGAUGCUGACUGGAAAAACACUCUUUGCAGGAGCUCACGAGCUGGAACAGAUGCAGCUCAUUCUGGAAUCCAUUCCGGUAGUUCAUGAAGAAGACAGACAAGAGCUUCAAAGUGUCAUACCUGUCUUUAUCAAGAAUGACAUGUCAGAACCACACACGCCACUCGCCAAGUUACUGCCUGGUGUCAGCCCUGAGGCUUUGGAUUUCCUGGAGAAGAUCCUGACCUUUAACCCCAUGGACCGGCUCACUGCAGAAGAGGCUCUUGCUCACCCGUACAUGAGCGAUUACUCAUUCCCUCUAGAUGAACCUGUGUCCACACACCCCUUCCACAUUGAGGAUGAGGUGGAUGAUAUCUUGCUCAUGGACGAGAGCCACAGUCACAUCUACAGCUGGGACAGGUAUCAUGACAGUCAGUUCUCCGAUCAGGACUGGCACCUGCACAGCACCCAUGAGGUGGAGGAUGUACAGCGUGAUCCUCGAGCCAUGUCCGACGUCACGGACGAGGAGGUGGUCCAGAUCGACCCGCGCAAAUACAUGGAUGGAGAAUGCGAGAAGUUCCUUGAGGAUCCUUUGUUCGACCUACCACCAGAGUGCUCGUGGCAGCUAGAUGAUCACCACGAGAACAAGUAUUGUGACCAGGAGUGCAGCUACACUUGCAACUAUAAAGCUGUGUCCCCAUCCUACCUGGACAAUCUGAUCUGGAGGGACAGUGAGGUGAACCACUACUAUGAGCCCAAGCUCAUCAUCGACCUCUCCAACUGGAAAGAGCAACAGAGCAAAGAGAAGAUCGACAAGAAGGGCAAGAGCAAGUGCGAGAAGAACGGACUGGUCAAGGCCCAGAUUGCCCUGCAAGAGGCGUCUCAGAACAACAGCGUGGCCGAGAAGGACUUCGAGCAAGAGAAACACCACUUCGACUUUGACUCGUUCAUUGCCGGCACUAUCAAACUCAGCCUGCAACCGGAGCCUGGUGAUGUGGACCUCCUGAACGAGCUGAACACAUCAUUUUCUCAGCUGGACUCCCAUGUCCCCAGCAGCUCCAUUUCAAAGUCCAUCAUUCAGGAGAAAGAGGAGAAGUGUCUGGUGAACCUGGCACAGCUCGGUGUCCGAGCGCCCUGUCCUUGGGAAAGUUUCACGGACUGUGGCGGCGACGAGAGUAGCCUGAUCGACGAGGCCUGCUGGGAUGUCCGCAAAGACGAGCAGCUCCAGAAGGAGAACACCAGCUGCCAGAGCAGUUAUCUUGACCGGCUUUUCAGCAAGCGUGAAGAGGUGGAGUCUGAGAUCCAAGAGCCCAUCGAAGUGUCCGUUCCGGUGGACAACUUCAUUUCCUGCAGUGGUGAGAUCGUCUUUAACAUGCAGCUGGAGUCUCUGGCCAUUCCGGGAUUUGAGGGAGCUGACGACAUUCCUCUGAAGUCCAUCCAGGCCACACUAACACCCUCUGCAGUUAAACGCUCCCCUCAAAUUGCCCACAAAACAUACAGCAGCAUUUUUAAGCAUUUGAAUUAAAAAAAAAAAAAAAAAAAAAAAAAAAGAAA